AUGGCGAUGAUGCAUCAGAGGAAGGAACCCUUAUGGUGGAGUCAAGGGCAAUUGGAACCCGGACCCGACGCAUACCAGGAUGGAUCAGUUCCACACUCACCACGGCAGCCGUUUACUCAUCAUCCAAAUAUUCCUACACCAGCAAGCGGCCAGCGGAAACAAGGAUGCCCACCAUUUGGCCACCUCCCCAUAUCAGUGCGAGGCAUUGUCUUGGUCUCGGUGAACGAACUACCAGAGAAAUAUCGCUCCAUGUAUCCGUUCCCAUUGUUCAAUGCAAUCCAAUCCAAAUGCUUCCACCCUGUCUACAACACAAACGACAACAUAGCCCUCGCAGCACCGACGGGAAGUGGAAAGACCGUCGUCAUGGAGCUCGCAAUCUGCAGACUUCUAAACGUCCUGAAAGAUGAGCGCUUCAAAGUGAUCUACCAAGCCCCAACCAAGUCCCUCUGUUCUGAGCGAUUUCGUGACUGGAAUAACAAGUUUGCAGCACUGGAUUUGAGAUGUGCCGAAUUGACGGGUGAUACGGAUCAUACUCAGCUGCGUGGUAUCCAGAGUAGCCAGAUUAUCAUCACGACACCUGAGAAAUGGGACAGUAUGACGCGGAAGUGGAAGGAUCAUAUGAGGCUUAUGCAACUUGUGAAGUUGUUUCUCAUCGAUGAGGUCCACAUUCUCAAGGAAACCCGUGGAGCUACGCUUGAAGCGGUUGUAUCGCGUAUGAAGAAUAUCGGAUCGAAUGUGCGCUUUGUGGCUUUGAGUGCGACUGUUCCGAACUCAGAGGAUAUCGCUACCUGGCUCGGUAAAGAUGCGACUAACCAGCAUGUUCCUGCGCAUCGUGAGCAUUUCGGGGAGGAUUUUCGGCCUGUUAAGUUGCAGAAGUUUGUGUAUGGGUAUCAUUCGCCUGGGAAUGACUUUGCCUUUGACAAAGCCUGCGGAACCAAACUGCCCGAAGUCAUCACCAAGCACUCCUGUCACAAGCCUAUUAUGAUCUUCUGCUGUACCAGGAACUCAUCCGUCGCAACGGCUAAAGAGCUCGCAAAGCUCUGGACUUUGACCAAUCCACCAGCUCGACUGUGGAAGGCCCCAGGGAAACGCAUUGAAGCGAGCAAUGAUGACCUGAGAACAACGAUCACCGCCGGAGUCGCAUUCCACCAUGCCGGCCUCAGUGCUGCCGAUAGACACAUGGUUGAGAAAGGCUACCUGGAAGGACAAAUCAAUGUCAUUUGUUGCACAUCGACUCUCGCCGUCGGUGUCAAUCUACCCUGCCAGCUCGUGAUUAUCAAGAACACUGUUGGCUGGCAAGAUGGUGGAUGCAAGGAAUACUCUGACCUGGAGAUGAUGCAAAUGCUAGGUCGAGCAGGACGGCCUCAAUUCGACGACAGCGCAACAGCAGUCAUACUUACUCGAAAGGAGCGAGUUGCCCACUAUGAGCGACUGAUCUCUGGCUCUGAGAGUCUGGAGAGCUGCCUGCAUUUGAAUCUCAUUGAGCACCUGAACGCGGAGAUUGGUUUGGGGAACGUGACAGAUGUUCAAUCAGCGACCAAGUGGCUCGCGGGUACGUUUCUCUUUGUGCGGCUCCGUCGGAAUCCCACCUACUACAAGCUCAAGGAGGGGGCUAGCCAAGAGGAAGAAGAUGAAUUGCUUCGUCAAAUUUGUGAAAAGGACAUCAAGCUUCUCCAGGAGUGUGGUCUUGUCGAAAAGGAAAAGCUUUGUUCAACUCCGUUUGGCGAUGCCAUGGCUCGGUGUUACAUCCGCUUCAAUACCAUGAAGAAGUUGCUUUCUCUCAAGGCACAGGCGGAUCUACCUCAGAUUCUUGAUGUCAUAAUCCAAGCCGAAGAGUUCCACGAAAUCCGUCUCAAAGCCGGUGAAAAGCCACUUUAUCGGGAAAUCAACAAGGAUCCGGGCAUCCGCUAUCCGAUCAAAGUUGAUCUGGCCCUGCCAUCCCACAAGGUAUCUUUACUUCUCCAAUCGGAACUUGGUGCACUCGACUUCCCCGCCAGCGACCAACUGCAGAAGCAUAAGUUCCAGUUCCAGCAAGACAAACUUCUCGUUUUCGCCCACGUGAACCGACUCAUUCGCUGCAUGAUUGACUGCUUGAUUGCCCGUGAGGACUCGGUCGCCGCUCGAAGUGCACUUGAGUUGGCACGUAGCUUCGGUGCCAAAGUCUGGGACCAUUCUCCGCUACAAAUGAAGCAGAUUGAACAAAUCGGUGUCGUGGCAGUUAGGAAAUUGGCUGCCGCUGGGAUCACGGAUAUCGAGGAACUUGAAGCUACCGAAGCACCGCGGAUUGAAAUGAUUUUGAGCAAGAACCCGCCUUUUGGAACGAAACUGUUGGCGAGAUUGAAGGAGUUUCCGAAGUUGAGAGUGACCAUGAAAGUCGUGCCUACUGAGGCGAAAAAGGGCAAUGUCCAAGUUCGAUUUAAGAUUGACGUUGCUUUCAUGAAUGACAAGAUCCCCGCCUUCUUCCAACGGAAGUCGGUUUAUGUUUGCUGCUUGACGGAAACAUCAGAUGGUCGGUUGAUUGAUUUUCGUCGGGUCGGUGCUAGCAAGCUUCAAGACGGCUUCAAUGUCACACUUGUUGCAGACAUGAAAGACAUUGAUCAAUACAUUGUCUGCAAUGUUAUGUGUGAUGAUAUUGCUGGCACUUCCAGGCGAGCUGAGAUCAAGCCUGACCUGCUACCGCAUCUAUUUUCAAAGUCCUCAUCUCAAGGAGCCCAGUCCGAAGCCACGCGCUGUCCCACUUUGACUGGAAUGCGUGACAAUAUUUGGGAGAUACCCAAAUGUCCACCUCGACCCCAUGCAGCCCCAGAUGCAUUCGAUGGUGACGACCUGCAAGCGGAGGAUUUCCUCGUCACUGGGGUUAGCUCAAGCAAGCUCAAGCAGCCGGGCGAGUCUUCAAAAAGUCAAACUGAUGACAAUAACUGGUUCUUGAUUGACGACAGUUCCUCCUCUCAGGGUGCACCAGAACAGCCGCAGAAAUACCGCAGGGAUUGGACGGCGGACAUGGAACAGCAAGAUGAUGAUGCUGAUGAUGAUGAUGAGCCUGAGCCCGUCCGCCUAGCGAAUGGAAACUGGGCUUGUAUUCACAAAUGCAGAGACAAAACAAGUUGCAAGCAUUUGUGUUGUCGGGAGGGCUUGGAAAAGCCACGCAAGCCACGCAAACCCAGAAAACGAGCCACUUCAAACCACAAAGCUGGAAACCUCAAUCAAACAACACUCUCACCUACAUUUACCAAACAGGACAAGUCGGCAGAUGUCAGGAAAGGAAAGCAGCCAGCGAAAGAGCUUACCAAUAUGACUGCUGCGAGAAAAGAGGAGCGUUCCUCACAGUCAAGAUUGCCGAAAUUGCCUCUCAAAAAACCAGCCUCCAGUCAAGGCCAAAAUGGAAGCAAGAGCAUAAUCAGUCGAUCUGCUUCGACCACCAAAGGAGAGAAAUCAAUUGAGCAGCCUGUGGUGGUCUCCAGUGAUUUUGAUGACGAUGGCUUCGACGACUUGCCGCCUCUCUCUUAUAUCAUGCAAGGAUCCGGAUCAUGUAUAGGUCCAGCAGAUCCCGAGACUCAUCAGGAAAAAGACAGCGUCCUUGAUGGUCCAAGUGCUAAAGUCGAGCAGACGCUGGCACAGGAUCAACCAGACGAGCUCCAGCCUCUCCAAAUCCCCAACACUCGAGACAUCAUUGAAAUCUCAGAUGAAUCCACUCCUGAAACGGCACAAGACAUCUUAACCCAUCCCGAAGGAAUCAGAAGCUCUGUCGCGACUGCAACUCUCCCAGAUUCAAGUAGCAUCAUCAUCAACCCUCCAACCCGCAAGUCGAGCAGUUUUUGCCGAACUUCCGAAGCACGAUUUUUUGAACGAGCCGCAAGAUCGCCAUCUCCAAAACGCCUGCUCCCUGCACUCAAUAUCAGACAUACUCUCACCCACCUGGAUCCAAUUUCCGCUGUUGAUCUUACGUCAAAAGUCCACGCACAUCGAACACCGACCAACAGUUCAUCUGGCUGGGACGAUGUCGAUCGACUAUUGUUGGAGGAGUUCAAGGACGUUAUCAACCAUUAUUAG
Penicillium brasilianum is the source of this 4050-nucleotide messenger RNA. NCBI's taxonomy places the organism in Eukaryota, Fungi, Ascomycota, Eurotiomycetes, Eurotiales, Aspergillaceae. The record is from the annotation of a GenBank genome assembly.